GUCUGACCCGGGUUUAAAAAAUGACUUGUUUAUUCUCGGAGCGAAGAAGAAGAAGAAGCAGCUGGAGGGUUUGUUCAGUGUCGUCAGGCUGAGGCGGACUGAGGAGGACCCUGUUCGGACCUGGACUUUAAAGAGGUUUCUGUGGUUUUACUGGUUCCAGUUUUUCCGCCUCAUCAACUCACCCACAACAACUACAACUGCACACAGCUCCUCCCACUCCUCUGACAUCACAGCGAGGGACUCGAACCUGUGACACAUGAGCCUCGCCCACGACCAGGUGAGGAGGAGAAGGGUCUGAGGAUGCUGCCCUGGACCGCUGACGACCACAACAAGAAAACACCUGAGGAGGAGGAGGAGGAGGAGUACGCCCUUCCUCUUCCUCUCGUUACCAUGACGACCUCAAAGGAUGACCAAUCAGAGGCCACGGUGAGCCCCUCUGUGAAUCAGGAGGUCAGCUCAGACUCAGGGGAGGAGACAGGGGCGGCGCUGUCGGACUCUAACCGGGAGGGGUUACUGUGGCAACAGAGGGAGGAGGAGGAGCGGGACGAAGAGGAGAUGCAGGCGGUGGCCUCGUCUCCCGAUGGACGAUUCCUCAAGUUCAACAUCGAGAUCGGACGAGGAUCCUUCAAGACGGUUUACAAAGGUCUGGACACGGAGACCACGGUGGAGGUGGCCUGGUGUGAACUACAGACCCACCGUCUGAACAAGGCGGAGCGGCAGCGCUUCUGCGAGGAGGUGGAGAUGCUGAAAGCUCUGCAGCAUCCCAACAUCGUCCGAUUCUUCGACUCCUGGAAGUCGACACUGAAGGGCCACAAAUGCACCAUCCUGGUGACGGAGCUCAUGACAUCCGGGACCCUCAAAACGUACCUGCGCAGGUUCCGUCAGAUGAAGCUGAAGCUGCUGCAGCGCUGGAGUUUCCAGAUCCUGAAGGGGCUACAGUUCCUGCACUCGCGCUGCCCCCCCAUCCUGCACCGAGACCUCAAGUGUGACAACAUCUUCAUCACCGGGCCCACUGCCUCCGUCAAGAUUGGAGACCUGGGCCUCGCCACGCUCAAGAAGGCCUCAUUCGCCAAGAGCGUCAUUGGGACCCCGGAGUUUAUGGCUCCAGAGAUGUACGAGGAGAAGUACGAUGAGGCGUGGAUGUCUAUGCCUUUG
This is a messenger RNA of Lates calcarifer (barramundi perch), 1155 nucleotides long. Its product is annotated as serine/threonine-protein kinase WNK4. Gene Ontology annotation, molecular function: protein serine/threonine kinase activity; potassium channel inhibitor activity; ATP binding. The record is from RefSeq and is a predicted model, not a curated record. Gene Ontology annotation, cellular component: cytosol; cytoplasm. The annotation marks the transcript as partial. NCBI's taxonomy places the organism in Eukaryota, Metazoa, Chordata, Actinopteri, Centropomidae. The transcript has 5 exons. Gene Ontology annotation, biological process: protein phosphorylation; intracellular signal transduction; positive regulation of sodium ion transmembrane transporter activity.